AUGGUUCGAACCUUGGGCGUUGGGCUCUUGGUGCAAGCGUUGACGGCCUGCUGGGCCUUGCGGGCGGGCCGUGAGGACGCCGACCUUGGCAAUCUGAGCUUCAGCGAGUUCCCGCCGCUCUGCGACGAGGGGCUUGUGUCCCAGACCUGCAGACACCUCAGCGGCGAUGGCAGCGGUACGACAAUUGGGAAGGCGGAUAUUGCCAAGGUUCUCUUCAAGACGGAAGAGCAAAUUCAGCACUUGUGGCAGGUUCUUGAUCUCCCUGCAGAUGAGCUCGCGACAUGCCUAGAUGUCUGCAACGCCAUAACAGAGUACAUCAAGGACUGGCACGUGCUUCCACCGCGCAGUGACCUCGCUUGCUACACCAUCGGCAGAAGGUGGUUCUGCGACGCCGACGUCAGACCUGAUCAGCUGAAGAUCGCCGGUCUCUCUGAGGAGCAGGACCUUCCAGACCUACAUGACCAGGAGUCCCAACCUGUGGCUGGCGCGACCUCGUAUCGGAAGCCCGAGGCAGAAGUAGCAACAUCCUGGCAUCUUGUGGAGCGUGUCGCAAACCUCUUCAGGAUCUUUCCAGCUGAAUCACCUGGUCGAGAAGAAGCUUUUGCUCCUCCCACGAUGGAUGACUCAUCAGACUACACGAGCACGAUUCGAGUUAUCAUGAGGUCCGGGCAGAUUGCGGAAGCAUUCCUGGGUGCCGCUCUUCGUGCCUUUGAGAAUAACAUGACAGGCAACCAAAUGCUGCGGUGGUUCGGUGCUGAUGAUGCGAACGUGGAAAGGAAUAUUCGACUCACCUUGAACUCGGCCGCAGACUUGCUUUCCAAAGCUCACUUUGUGUACCCGGGCCCAACAUGCACCAAGAAGCAGCUGGCGUAUGCUCUUCCAAACGGAAUCGAUUGCUCUCGGCUGCAGCUGUCUGACGCCGGCGUUCCCUGCGCCUCCUACGGCGCGAAGUUUGUGUUGUACGUCUGCCCUCUCUUCAUGAGCCACCCAAAGCAGCAAGUGCUCACCUUGAUACAUGAAGCUUCACAUCACGCCAUGGCAUUCACGGAGGAUGUCUGCGCGGAUCCCACCAAGCCUCCGGAAGAGUGGAAUUGCACACCGAAGGGCUACGGAAGGGCCACCUGCAGACUCCUGGCUGAGCACAUGCAAGCCAGGGCGCUGAUCAAUGCCGACAACUAUUGCUACUAUGUGCAGGAUGUGGUGGACCAAAACUCCCCCGAAUGGGUCCCAGUCUGGCGAUCUGAGCCGCGGAACGCUGCACCCUUCACCUGCCCGCCCCUCUCGGUGCCUCGAGGUUCCCUCUGCAGCUGUCAGCAUGGAAAUCACUGUUUCCAGGAUGGAGCCGAAGGAUGCCAGCUCAAGUCAAGCACCAGCCUGCAAUUCUCACUGCCAUCUUGUGAAGAUUGCCGCUGCGCUCGCUGCCCUCUCAAUGCACGGCUGCUUCCUGGAGGGAUCUGCGAGUGCAACGAGCAGUUCCACUGCUCGACCACAUCUGAUAGUGGCUGCUACGCCGACCUGCGCAACUUCUCCGUCCUCUCCUGCCCCACUUGCUUCUGCCAGCGAGCUCCACCAAAAACGAAGUCCAUGUACAAGGAGCAUCGACUCUGCACCGAGCCAUGCGGCUCCAUGGUGCUAGGCCAAGUGCUCGCCGAGAAUCGCUGUGCGAAGUGCAAAGGGACCGACUGCUACCUGUACGACUGCACUUUGGACCCCUGCAAGGACAAGAGCUGCGGGAAGUUCGCUUAUUGCAAGGCCUGGGCUGGCAAGCCGCAGUGCAGAUGCUUCUCUCAGUAUCGGCAGGGCUCGGAUGGCUGCCAUCCGGUAAUCCAGGAGAACGACAGGUGUUGCUACACGGGAAAAUCGCAGUCGCUGAUCCGGGCCGUGUGGGUCCCUCGUGAACUGCAGCCCACGAACUGGUAUUUCAAACAUAUCUGCCCGACGGUCGAUGGGAUCAAGUGGAGGAAGGCGCCAAGGACUGAGUGCACAGGCGUGAUCUACCAGCACCCUGACAACCACCUGCUCGGGCUUGGCAAGGGAGUUGAAAUCUGA
Molecule: messenger RNA, 2049 nt
Organism: Symbiodinium natans
Lineage: Eukaryota; Dinophyceae; Suessiales; Symbiodiniaceae
Source: the annotation of a GenBank genome assembly